Nothobranchius furzeri (turquoise killifish) is the source of this 4489-nucleotide messenger RNA. It is a transcript of the gene sulf2a, whose product is annotated as sulfatase 2a. Gene Ontology annotation, cellular component: plasma membrane; cell surface; Golgi apparatus. NCBI's taxonomy places the organism in Eukaryota, Metazoa, Chordata, Actinopteri, Cyprinodontiformes, Nothobranchiidae. Gene Ontology annotation, molecular function: glycosaminoglycan binding; N-acetylglucosamine-6-sulfatase activity; calcium ion binding. Gene Ontology annotation, biological process: positive regulation of vascular endothelial growth factor production; positive regulation of Wnt signaling pathway; glomerular basement membrane development. The record is from RefSeq and is a predicted model, not a curated record.
UAGAAAAUGCAUUCAGAUCACAGCCGACCCGCACCCACUCUCACAUUAUCAGUGGGUUGGUGACCUUGGGACCUGUUGAUAUUUGUAGCAGCCAUGUUGAGAGUGCACAAGAGGCCGUGUGGGACUCUGGUGUUUCUGGUCUGAGACGUGCAACAGGGCUGGUUGAUGCAGUUGACGGGAGACGUGCAUGAAUAUGUAUCGUAUGCUAAUGCUGCACGCUGUAGCUGUUGAUUCAAGCUGUCGUUGGAAGCAGGGAGCGUGUUCUCCAAUCUGCAGUCUGAAAAUGCUCCUGAUAAAACCUGUCGUCAGCGCCGCCUCAGCCCGGGGGGCAGCAAGCAUCAGCAGCCAAGGUGACACCUCUCAGCGGUCUCUGCAGGCCUGGGGCGCGCGGGCAGUGCUGAUGUCUGCUUCUUUAAGCGUCACCUUGACCUUUCAUUGUCACAGAAAGGUUUAAGAAAGCUGGAGUUAAGGAUGUAAAAUGCUGCAGCUGUGUUCCCGCUCGCUUCCUGCCUCGCUACAACGAACCGCUCAGAGCGACGUCAGUUUGGCUGAAAUCUGAACCAUUUCUUACUUUCCUGGCAACGAUUUUCCAAUCUUCUCUCCUGUGGAUGGAUGUCCGUCAUCAGGUGUCCCAGUUAAACAUGAUUAGUGGAGCCUAAAGGCUGUGAGAGUGUCUUGAAUUACGGACUGAGGAGGAGAGGCUGCAGGUCGGCGCGAUGGCUGCCGUUCUCCCUCUUCUUCUUCUCAUUUCGGUCCUGGCUGGAGUCCUUCCUGAAGUGCAGGGAUCAGGCUACCUGUCCGGUUAUCGCCUCAGGUCUCGGUUGCAGAGGGACCGCCAUGUGAGAAAUGUUCGACCCAACAUCAUCCUAAUUCUCACGGAUGAUCAGGACUUGGAACUGGGUUCAAUGCAGGCAAUGAACAAAACUCGGCAGAUCAUGGAGAAGGGAGGCACACAUUUUUCCAACGCUUUCUCCACCACACCCAUGUGCUGCCCGUCGCGCUCCUCCAUCUUGACAGGGAAGUACGUGCACAACCACCACACCUACACCAACAACGAGAACUGCUCCUCGCCGUCGUGGCAGGUGCACCACGAGCCACACACCUUCGCUGUGCACCUCAACAGCUCUGGCUACAGGACAGCCUUUUUUGGGAAGUAUCUGAAUGAGUACAGUGGCUCCUACGUGCCCCCUGGCUGGAGGGAGUGGGUGGCGCUGGUGAAGAACUCCCGCUUCUACAACUACACCCUCUGCAGAAAUGGAGUACGAGAGAAACACAGCAGCGACUAUCCAAAGGACUACCUGACGGACAUCAUUACCAACGACAGCAUCAACUACUUCCGUCUGUCUAAGAGGAUGUACCCUCACCGUCCCAUCAUGAUGGUUCUGAGCCACGUGGCUCCACACGGUCCCGAGGACUCGGCCCCGCAGUACAGCGCUGCCUUCCCCAACGCCUCCCAGCACAUAACUCCGAGCUACAACUACGCUCCCAACCUGGACAAGCACUGGAUCCUGCGCUACACCGGCCCCAUGAGGCCGGUCCACAUGCAGUUCACCAACAUGCUCCAGCGCAGGAGGAUGCAGACGCUGCUGUCUGUGGAUGACAGCAUGGAGAAGGUGUACAACAUGCUUGUGGAGACAGGUGAGCUGGACAACACCUACCUGAUCUACACCUCCGAUCAUGGAUAUCACAUUGGCCAGUUUGGUUUGGUGAAGGGCAAAUCCAUGCCUUAUGAGUUUGACAUCCGUGUGCCUUUCUAUGUACGAGGACCAAAUGUGGAACAAGGAGCCAUCAAUCCUCACCUGGUGUUAAACAUCGACCUGGCUCCCACUCUGCUGGACAUGGCUGGUGUUGAUAUCCCUGCAGAAAUGGAUGGCAAAUCUAUCCUCAAGCUGCUGGCGGCCGAGCGACCCAUGAACAGGUUCCACUUGAACAGGAAAAGUAAAACAUGGAGAGACUCCUUCCUGGUGGAGAGAGGAAAGCCUCCACACAAGAGGGCUGAUGGGAAGGAAAUGGCCCAGGAGGAGAACUUCCUGCCAAAAUACCAGAGGGUGAAGGAUCUGUGCCAGAAAGCGGAAUACCAGACCUCCUGCCAGCAGCCUGGACAGAAGUGGCAGUGUGUGGAGGACCCCACUGGCAAACUGAGGCUGUUUAAGUGUAAAGGCAUGGCGAAUCUUUUUGCUCCACGUAUGCAGGCUCAGAUGGCCAGCAGCGCCUCCACUCUGUCCCUCACAGCCGGCUCUGACAGCUGUAACUGUGCUGAUGUGGACUUCAAAACAUCAGACUUUAAAAGGAAGAGGCUGCUGAACAAAAAUAAGAUUAAAUCCAGUAAAUCCGUGUCUAGGCGACGCCUGGCCCGCUCUAUAGCGUUUGAGCUGGAUGGAGACCUAUAUGCUGUAGACCUGGAGCAGGGCUACCGACCCCUGGGAUCCAGGAACAGCAGCUGGACCAGAGACAGGAGCAGAGCAGUGGGAUAUGAAGACGACACUGAAGAAUUCAGUGGAAUGGAAGUCACAGCCAGACCUACCAGCCGCGACAAGCUCACUCCACCCUCUUCCCUGAAAGUUACUUACAGGUGCUCCAUCCUUAUGAAUGACACUGUGAAGUGUGAUGGAGGACUCUAUAAGUCCCUCCAAGCGUGGAAGGACCACAAGCUGCACAUUGAACACGAGAUUGAAACUUUGCAGACCAAAAUCAAGAACCUCCGUGAGGUCAAAGGUCACCUGAAAAAGGUUCGGCCAGAGGAAUGUCAGUGUAGCUCUCCCAGCGAUGUGCUCAGAAAUAAAGAGACCUACCAGCUCAGCGCAGGACGGACGCUCCCGCUCAGAAUGCCGUCCAAGCUGAAGACUCAGUGGCUGCAGAAGGAACAGAAACGCAGGAAGAAACUGCGUAAAUUCCUCAAAAGGCUCCAGAACAACGACACCUGCAGCAUGCCUGGCCUCACCUGCUUCACCCAUGACAACCAUCACUGGCAGACCGCCCCCUUCUGGACAAUGGGACCAUUCUGUGCAUGCACCAGUGCCAACAACAACACAUACUGGUGCCUCCGGACCAUCAAUGACACACACAAUUUCCUGUUCUGUGAGUUUGCUACUGGCUUCCUGGAAUACUUUGACCUGAACACGGACCCAUACCAGCUGAUAAAUGCAGUUAGCACGCUUGAUCGGAACGCUCUGAACUCAAUGCAUCAGCAGCUCAUGGUCCUGCGGGGCUGCAAGGGCCAUAAGCAGUGUAAUCUGGAGAGAGGAGGAAAGGAGAAAAACCACUUCAGUGACUACAGGCCAGUUCAUCGUCGAAAGAGGCCAAAAGUGAAGAGGCCCUCCUCCAAGUCACUAGGGCAGAUCUGGGAGGGCUGGGUUGGUUAACCACCCACAUCUCCUAGCAGAGGAAGAAGGAUGAACAUAAACCAACAUGAAGACCUUGACUGCACUUCUGUGGACCACAACCUGAGAUACUUCUGUUCUCCAACUUGGGUUUCAUUUCUGGGAGAGCUGCUCUCAGUCGACUUUUCCCAGCAGGAGGAGAAGCUAAGGCUGAGGAAGCUUAAAGACUCCGGAAACACCUCAGCACAGUUUACACUCAUUACCCUCCAGCAGCUGAAGUAACGGCACCGCUCUGCUGUAAAUAAGUGGGCAGCCUGGUACCCACCAGCCAUUUAGCCUGACAGUGAUGUUUGUAGAUAAUUUACAGGAUUUCGCUUCGAUCUGCUUUCUUUCAUGGCAAACGGGACUCUAUGGUAGAAUGAUGAGCUACGACGGGACUCUGCUGCUAGUGAUGUCAUGGCCUCAUGACGUCCAGUCUGUAGCUCAUGCUGGAUAAAAAGACCCCCCCCCCCCCGUGUUUGCACAUGGAAGUGAAGGACUCACCGUACAGAACCUUUCGCUGUCAUCUUUUGUACCAUAGUAGGUCUUAACACUGAUGAAUGUCUCUGAUAAAGCUCGUCUGCCUCACGUUAGUGAGAUGUGCAGGAUUUACCCUUCAGCUUGAACCAACACCGCCUCACCAUCAGUGGAGCCCUCCAGAACGUUGGACCGUGCACACAGUGUGUCACCAGUAAAUAUAACGUCAUUCCCUUGUAAGGUCAGCCCCACGCCAUCUCCAGGUAGUUUAGCUGGUUCUACAUGGUGCUACAGGACAGAACCCUGCUGUACAGUACAGUGUGUAUUUGAAUGUAUGUUGUGCAAUUAAUAUAAAUGUUUACAAUAUUUUUUAUAAUACUGGAGAAACAGACCUUAUUGUCCGAUAGAAGAUGGCGAGCUGAGUGUUGUGGGAGAGGUGUGACUCUGGGGAGUUCGGUACCUACAAGAUGUCUGUCUGUCAUUUCCUUAUGAGAGAAGCACUUAAAGGGUUCACUGUGAUGAGUUGUCUGCUUAAAACACACACGAUGUAAACCUAAAUGUGAAGGUUAGCUGCCUGCUGUUGUUAGCUCCUGAUUCCAUAGAGCUAGAGAUCUAAUGGUAAUUGUGAAUAAAGUGUUUUGUUUGAAAAUAAA